AUGUACCAGAGCCCCGUACGCUGCCUCUGCUCGGCGCUGCCCGCACUCUGCUGCGCCCCCGCCGCUGCUUCGGCCUCCCUCCUACCGCCGCGGCCCCGCUGCUCCCUACCGCCACUCGGCCCAGCCGCCCUGCGGGCAGCAGCGCCGGGAGGCCCGCCCGCCCCGGGGGCACUGCCCCGCACAGUGUGUUCCAUGGGAAACAGCACCAGCCGGCUCUACAGCGCACUCGCCAAGACGCUGAGCAGCGGCACCGUGUCCCAGCACCAGGACUGCCUGGAGCAGCCAGACUCGGCACAGCUGGAUCCUAUAGACCCCAAGGAUUUGCUAGAGGAAUGCCAGAUGGUGCUGCAGAAACGGCCCCCCCGCUUCCAGAGGAGCUUUGUGAACCUGCGGAAAAACACUGCCAGUAACCACCGCCCCAUUCGGGUCAUGCAGUGGAACAUCCUUGCCCAAGCUCUGGGAGAAGGCAAAGACAACUUUGUUCAGUGCCCCAUGGAAGCUCUGAAAUGGGAAGAGAGGAAAUGCCUCAUCCUGGAGGAAAUCCUUGCAUACAAGCCUGACAUCUUGUGCCUGCAAGAAGUUGACCACUACUUUGACACCUUUGAGCCACUCCUCAGCCGACUGGGCUACCAGUGCACUUUCUUCCCAAAGCCCUGGUCCCCGUGCCUCGACGUGGAGCAGAACAACGGCCCGGACGGCUGCGCCUUGUUCUUCGUCAAGGAGCGCUUCCAGCUCGUCAACAGCGCCAACAUCCGCCUGACCGCCAUGAAGCUGAAGACCAACCAGGUGGCCAUAGCCCAGACGCUGAAGUGCAACGAAACGGGAAGGCUCUUCUGCAUUGCUGUCACUCACCUGAAAGCCCGUACGGGCUGGGAGAGGUUUCGGUCUGCACAAGGCUGUGAUCUUCUCCAGAACCUGAAGAGCAUUACCCAAGGGGCGAAGAUCCCUCUGAUCGUCUGCGGAGACUUCAACGCAGAGCCAACUGAGGAGGUCUACAGAGAGUUUUCCAACUCCAGCCUCAACUUAAACAGUGCAUACAAGCUGCUGAGCCCCGACGGGCAGUCGGAGCCCCCGUACACCACCUGGAAGAUCCGGCCCUCCGGAGAGUGCCGGCACACGCUGGAUUACAUCUGGUAUUCCCAGCAUGCCUUGAACGUGAACUCAGCCCUGGGCUUGCUGACUGAAGAGCAAAUUGGGCCCAACAGGCUCCCUUCAUUCAAUUACCCUUCUGAUCACCUGUCUUUGGUGUGUGACUUUAGUUUUAAUCAAGACCCCGACAGACUGCUGUAAGGUGUUGGAAUGCCACCUGGUAUUGCCGUGUCUUAACUCACCACUAUUUUAUUUCAGAGAGAACUUUUGAAGCUGGAAGCUCCUGGAGGAUGAGGAAAUGCCUUUGGUUAGACAUUAUUUCAGGCACUUGUUUGGAGUUACUCUUGUCCUUCGGCACUUGUUAUCCUGGAGCCUCCAAGAGAGGAAGAAAGGAGUCGGUGUUCUCCUGGUGGUGGUUUUGCCUUGUCAGGGCUUGAAAAAUGGAAGGAAAAUGAGCUUUAUCCUUUCACUAACCCCUGUGUUUAAGGAUUUAAUCCUCUAAUGAAUGUGGAGGCCUUAGUAUUUAAAUCCAAACACCUGUGUUUGUAAAACAACUUGCCCUAACAGCAUGCUAAUUUUAUUUAUUUCAUGUUAAGCUUAUGCAAGUACCAAAGGGAACGAGGCCCCACUACUCAGUGAGAUCCUCUUCGGUCUUUUUUUUUUUUCUGUUGCAGUAAUGCAGUUCAGACAUGAACAAAUCUAAGCUCAUAUUAAUGUUGUCUUCUCCUUUUUAUGUGACUUGGUAAGAGGAUUUCACUAAAAGUGAAUAGGUAAUAGCACAGUGUGAGGAAGGACCCCUGCAGUAAGAGCAGGUGAGGAAGCAGAGAUAAACUACAUCAUACAGUAACCUCCUCACUUCUCCAGGUGAAGGUGCAUGUGUCCAUUACACACCUGUGGCCUGUAGGUAUACACACAGUGACAAUUACCUUUGCCUCUUCUCUGCUUCCCUCCAGAGGACUCACCUAUCCAGGGAGCAUUUCCUUCUCUGCUUCAAGGAUUAUUUUUCUAAAUGGUUUAAAUUUGUAGUCUUGUCAAUCUUGCUGUUUCAGUAAAGGGCCAAUCCUCAUGUUGAAAUACUUUCUUUUAUUUAUCUUCAAAACCUAAAGCUACACUGGAACCUGCAAGAAGAUAAAAUUUAUUUAUUGAGAGAAGUUGGUGAUCCUGCAUCUGACUUGAAAUCAUACAAAAUGCAUUCAAGAGCCUCUUUCCAUGGCUCAGGGGAGCUCUGGCAAAGUGCUUAGGCUACAGCAGAGCUGUGUUAGUGUAGGAACUGUAGUGCAUGGAAUGGUGCUCAUUGGAACAGCACAGGUAUUGCACACAUGGAUUGUAAACAUGCCACUCUGCUGGAAAUUGACGUAGGAAGAGAGGAGCUGGAAGUUGGAAUGACAUUUAACUAGCUGGGAAAGAUGAGGCAGGGCAAGUAAAGCAGUACUUCCAUGGAUAAUAGGGC
Molecule: messenger RNA, 2539 nt
Organism: Indicator indicator
Lineage: Eukaryota; Metazoa; Chordata; Aves; Piciformes; Indicatoridae
Gene: NOCT
Product: nocturnin
Exons: 3
Coding region: 1-1290 (429 amino acids)
Biological process (GO): circadian rhythm
Molecular function (GO): poly(A)-specific ribonuclease activity
Source: RefSeq, a predicted model, not a curated record